Molecule: messenger RNA, 1455 nt
Organism: Solanum dulcamara
Lineage: Eukaryota; Viridiplantae; Streptophyta; Magnoliopsida; Solanales; Solanaceae
Product: putative FBD-associated F-box protein At1g61330
Exons: 3
Coding region: 1-1425 (474 amino acids)
Molecular function (GO): protein binding
Source: RefSeq, a predicted model, not a curated record
AUGAAAGCUUCAGGAUCCAAAAUAGAGCGAGUUUUAGUGUCAUCGGAUAGAAAAAGAUUUAAAAGAAAUGAUGAUGAUAAGUCCAACACCAAUUCUAUUAUUUAUCUUCCUAAUGAAAUUGUUGAUAGAAUUUUCACUUUCUUACCUAUCAAACAUGCUAUUUCUUCAUCUCUUGUUGCUAAACCAUUUUUAACUUCAUGGUUAUAUGCUCGUCAUCUUUGUUUUGAUAGAGCUUUUAGGCUAAAUUGCUCCAAAAGAGGUAGAGAUGAAAUUCCAAUUAUUAAUAAUAUCGUAAGUAAUCAUUUAGGCGAAAAAAUUCAUAGCUUUCAUAUUUAUAUUCACGAUCCAACAAGAUACUCACUUUUAUUCUUAGCAUGGACUCGAUAUGUUGCAUCAAAGGGUCUAGAAGAGCUCGUGGUACAUACAAUUGAACCUAAUGUUGAUUUUUUUCACCGUCUACAUGCUGCUUUCAUCGAUGUUGAAACUCUCCGUGUUUUAAAAUUAAUUUGUUGUGCGUUGUAUCUACCGUCAGAAUUUAAAGGUUUACGAUUCUUGAAAUCUCUUAGUCUAACUAAGGUUCGCUUCGUACCUUAUUUUAUUAAAAGAUUAUUUUCAUGUUGUGUGGUUCUUGAAUCUCUGGAUUUGAAGGCUUGUUUUUUUAUUGGUGAACUUACCAUCAAAGGUUCAAAUAAGUUUCAGACAUUGUUGAUUAAGGGCUGCAGAAACAUAAUUUUGAUCACUAUUGAUAAUCCGAGUAUUACCACAUUUCAUUAUAGUGGUGAGAUUAACAAAAUCAAAUUUGUGCAUCCAACAAGAUUAAAAGAUGUGAUUUUAAAUUUUGGUGCCACAAAGGGAUUUCAACAUCUAAGUGAAAUGGAUGAUUUGAUUGAAGUCUUGAGAAAUGUUCAGUCUCUCUCAUUUAACCAUACUCUUCUCGAGGGGUUCUGUCCAAGAUAUGUUGAAUUUGAAUACAAAAAUUUGGAGUACCAUUUUCUGAAUUUGAAGGAACUUCAAUUGGUGAGACGUGGAUUGAGUUUCGUCAAUCCUUGGGAUAUUCUUUGUUUUGUCAAGAACUGUCCCCAAAUUCAGAGACUCUUUCUUGAUUUUGGCAAUCAUGCAAUGGAAGCUGGAAGCUAUUGGAAUCUAGUGGCAAAGGAAAACUUUGACAAGUGCCAAAUAGAUUUUCCACAUCUCAAGCUAUUGAAAGUGAAAGGAUUCAAGAAACUUGAUCUUGAAAAGAAAUUAGUGGAUUCUUUCUUGAUUAACGCAAGAUUUUUGGAGUCUGUGAUUAUAGUUGAAUCAAAGAAUAAUUGUCAUGAAAUUAAACUUAGUGAUUUCAUUACAGUUUCAAAGAUAGCUACUAUUUCUAUCUUUGGUCAUCACAAGGAUAAAAGUCGUGUCUUUCCUAAGCAUGGAGUCCUGUGAAUGCAACAUAUUAUUAAAAAAUCUUUUUCA